CUGUCGGAUCAGCAGCGGUGUGUUUGGCGCGUGCGUGCGUGUGUUUAGUUUAGCCUGGUGUUAUAUCUUGUCAUGGCGGCGAACAGCAACAGUUUCAUCCGCGUGCGCCUCUUCUUUGACUACCCGCCGCCCGCCAUUGCUGACUGCCGCAUGUGCUGGCUGCUCGUGGACCUGAACGCGUGUCGCGUGGUUUCGGACCUGGAGAGUUUGAUCAGAGAGAAGUUCGAGUUCAGCUCCAGGAGCAUCCUGAACCUCUUCGUAGACGACUGUUACCUGCCUCACACCGAGAGCGUCUUUGUGGUGCGGGACAACGACAGUGUCAGGGUGAAGGUGGACUCUCUGGCCCAGGUGAACGGCCACAGCAGCUCUCCAGACCCGUCAAGUAAAAACUGCAGAAAGAGACACAGACCUGCAGAGGAUGAUGGAGUGAGUGUGGAAUGGAAGGAAAAAAAGAGGAAAAAGAAGAGGGAGGAGAGUCUGGAGAGGGAGGCGAAGCAGGUUUCAGGUGGUAAGAAGAGUAAGAAGUCAAAAGAUAAGCAUGCAGAGAAGAAAAAGAAGAAGAAGGAGAAGACAGAGGACAACAUCCCUGUCACCCCCAAAUCAACUGCAGCUGCCAAAAAACCUCCAUCUACUGUGGAACAGCCAGUAAAGAGCAUCAAGAAGCUCCCAGCAGUACAAGGAAAAACACAGAGCAAAAAGCAAAUUGUCUCCUCUUCAGAUUCCAGUAGCAGCAGCAGUGAAGAACACGAAGCUCCUAAAAAGACCCCUGCCUUAAAACCAGCAGCUAAAACACCCUCGUCCACCCCUGCUGCAUCCAAGACGCCUGUAGCCGCCUCCAAGACGCCUGUAGCCGCCUCCAAGACGCCUGUAGCCGCCUCCAAGACGCCUGUAGCCGCCGCCUCCAAGACGCCUGUAGCCACCUCCAAGACGCCUGUAGCCACCAAACCCACCCAGAAGAAAUCCCAGCCAACCCCAUCGUCCUCUUCAGAAACAGAUUCCUCCUCUGACGAGGCUGCCGGCGCUAAAGUCCCACCAAAACACAAACCUUGGAACUCCACAUCUCAAACCUCAAAACCUCAGCAGGCUCCUUCUCUUCCCCCGUCCUCAGACUGUGCUCAGAAAAAGGCAGCGCCUGAAGCCACGCCUCCUCCUGAUGGCAAAGAUGUGGAGACUCCCAAGUCUGACGAGGAGGAGGAGGAGGAGAUUCAGCUGGUUAUAAGACAACCAUUGCAGCAGCCGUGGCGUGGCAUGGGUGUUCGACCACCUUGGAGUGGCGGCAGCUGUGGGAGAACAGGGAGUGGCGGUCUUGGAGGAAGGGGGCGGGGUGAAGGUCGAGGGCUCAGCAGAGGUCACGCUGCUGACAGCUUUGAGUCCAGCUAUAAUGGAGCCAAGGAGCCAAGUUACCAGACUGAUUUACUGAGCAACAAGUCAGUCAUCCUCCAGAACGGAGCAGAAGUUGCCCCCAAGAAGGACUACAGCUCUAUGCCACUGCUAGCUGCUCCUCCACAAGUGGGGCAGAAGAUCGCCUUCAAGCUGCUGGAGCUGACGGAGAACUAUACACCAGAGGUGUCAGAAUACAAGGAGGGAAGGAUCGUAAGCUUUGACCCAACAACCAAACAAAUUGAGCUGGAAAUACUUACUGUCACUCAAGCUCCUGUAGAGCCUGGGAAGUUUGACCUGGUCUAUCAGAACGCAGACGGCUCAGAGAGCGUAGAGUACGCUGUUCCCCGAGGUGCUUGGGUGACCGAAAGGUGGGACUCCCUGCUGGAACCAAGGCUGCUCAUGUAAACAUGGACAAAUGUGUACAUUCACUUAGUUUGGCAGGAUGGAUUUUCCUUCUCUUUUUUAUUGGAGAGGUUAUUUCAGGAGGUUUUAUGUGCUUUUAAUUAAGUCAUCACUUUGCACAGAGAUAAUGGAACAUUAUAGAAUGUCUCCUUCACUGGAACGUAAUGUUUUUAUUUUGUGUACAAUACUGUGCCUGUGGAUAUCUUGUAUAAACAUUUUUUCUAAUAAAAACAAAACUUGCAUUUGA
Solea senegalensis (Senegalese sole) is the source of this 2032-nucleotide messenger RNA. It is a transcript of the gene coil, whose product is annotated as coilin p80. Gene Ontology annotation, cellular component: Cajal body. The record is from RefSeq and is a predicted model, not a curated record. Bases 73 to 1788 code for a protein of 571 amino acids. NCBI's taxonomy places the organism in Eukaryota, Metazoa, Chordata, Actinopteri, Pleuronectiformes, Soleidae. Gene Ontology annotation, biological process: spliceosomal snRNP assembly. The transcript is spliced from 7 exons. Gene Ontology annotation, molecular function: U2 snRNA binding; U1 snRNA binding.